Peromyscus maniculatus bairdii (prairie deer mouse) is the source of this 2491-nucleotide messenger RNA. The record is from RefSeq and is a predicted model, not a curated record. NCBI's taxonomy places the organism in Eukaryota, Metazoa, Chordata, Mammalia, Rodentia, Cricetidae.
AGCGGGACCUUUAAAUUGGCUGCCAAAGUGCGGCCCCACGCUGGCGACUGACCUUGCACGCCCCAGCCACCUCGCAGCUCACAGACCCCGGCUGGUCGCCUAGCCCAUCAUGUUGCUCCCAGCCCCUGCGCGCCACCUCCCGGGACUUUUGCUGUUGCUCUGGCUACCGCUGCUGCUGCUGCCCCCCGCGGCUCCUGGACCAUUGGCCCAGGCGAGCGUCCGAAGGCUGGGGACACGAAUCCCCGGGGGCAGCCCCGGGCAUCUUCCUGCUCGGGCGUCUCCCGCCCGCACGCCUGAUUCCGGGGCCCGCGGUGCAGGUGUUUGUAAGAGCCGGCCUCUGGACUUGGUGUUUAUCAUCGACAGUUCUCGUAGCGUCCGGCCUCUGGAAUUCACCAAAGUGAAGACAUUUGUGUCGCGCAUCAUCGACACUCUGGACAUCGGGGCAGCCGACACGAGGGUGGCUGUGGUGAAUUAUGCCAGCACUGUGAAGAUAGAGUUCCAGCUCAACACCUACUCAGACAAGCAGGCCCUGAAACAGGCUGUGGCUCGGAUCACACCCUUGUCCACAGGCACGAUGUCCGGGCUGGCUAUCCAGACAGCGAUGGAGGAAGCCUUCACUGUGGAGGCAGGAGCUCGGGGCCCCAUGUCUAACAUUCCCAAGGUAGCUAUUAUUGUGACUGAUGGGAGACCCCAGGAUGAAGUGAAUGAGGUGGCUGCCCAGGCCCGGGCAUCUGGCAUUGAGCUGUAUGCUGUGGGUGUGGACCGGGCCGAUAUGGAGUCCCUCAAGAUGAUGGCUAGCAAGCCCCUGCAGGAGCACGUGUUCUAUGUGGAGACCUAUGGAGUCAUUGAGAAACUCUCUGCUAGAUUCCAGGAAACUUUCUGUGCUCUGGACCCGUGUGUGCUAGGCACACACCAGUGUCAGCACGUGUGUGUCAGCGAUGGUGAUGGCAGACACCAUUGUGAGUGUAGCCAAGGGUACACCCUCAACGCCGACCGGAAAACAUGCUCAGCUGUUGACAAGUGUGCCCUCGGCACUCACGGGUGUGAACAGAUCUGUGUGAAUGACAGAAAUGGCUCCUACCACUGCGAGUGCUACGAAGGUUACACCUUGAACGCAGACAGGACAACUUGUGCAGCUCAGGACCAAUGUGCUUCGGGUACACAUGGUUGCCAGCACAUAUGUGUGAAUGACGGAGCCGGGUCCCAUCACUGCGAAUGCUUUGAGGGCUACGCUCUGAAUGCAGAUAAGAAAACAUGUUCAGUCCGAAACAAGUGUGCUCUGGGCACUCACGGCUGCCAGCACAUCUGUGUGAGCGACGACGGAGCAGCGUCCUACCACUGCGACUGCUUCCCGGGCUACACCUUGAACGACGACGAGAGGACAUGUUCAGACAUUGAGGAAGCACGAAGCCUCAUUUCCAUAGAAGACGCCUGUGGCUGUGAAGCCAAGCUGGCAUUCCAGGAGAAGGUCAGCUCCCAUCUCCAGAAACUGAACACCAAACUUGACAGCAUUUUGAAGAAGCUGCAAGUUAACUGAAUAUGGGCAAGUACGUCCUUAAACUGCUCAACACUUCUUGCCUGGAAACGUGGAGUGCUUGGGAUGCGCAACACUCAUUCUCUAAUACACUUUAUCUCUGAAGUUCCUGCUAAUAAUCUGCCAUUAUAAAUGCUUGACUAUUAUUCAGUAAACAGUAUGAGGGUUUCCUGGAGAAUGAGUAUCAUUUACCAAGGAAAUAAAUGUGCAUACACUUAUAAAGAGCAAGCUUUAGCGUCUCUAAGCUGUGACUGUGAAAUCAUUAAUGAGAUGAAAAGUGAAAAGUUUGAUGUUUUGUUAUUUACUCAUUGAGCCAUGUAAGUUUUAAAUGUUUAUAUUAGUAAAAUAUGAUCAUAUUCAUAAAACUUUAUGACUCUUUUCUCUCGGUCAUAUUUAUAAUACAAGCCAGCCUUACUAUUGAGAGUGCAAAUUUUAUGAAAUAUUUACAUAGAAAAAGUUCAAAUAAUUAAACCGAGAUGAAUAUAUUUAGAAUUGUUUAAUACUUUUGGGUUUUUUUUUGCUGAAAUAUUAUUAAAGCUACAAUAAAGGGAUUAUAAUACAUGUAUCUAAAAAUAAUUUACAGAGAUUAAGUGAAUGUUACAUGACACUUUUGAUUCAUUUAUGUCAUAGAAAUGAAAACUAAUGAGAGCUGGAUGUAAACUUAAGGUGCUAAGAUUUUUGCCAAGGGGAAAAAAAACCCCUGGAUUCUAUCAUUUUGUUUUAGCGUGUAAUUGGCAAAAUUACAUAUUUAUAAAACUAGUGUAACAAGUAACAAGACAAUAUUAUCUUUUUAAAAAAUGUCAGUAAUAAGUCUAAUUUUUUCACUCAAAAUAUACCAAAUACAUGUACUAUUUAAAUGCAGUUUAUAACUUUUGGAAUAAAACAGUUCUUUAAACUUUGUGCUACUUGAUCUGUAUUGUUUUUAAUAUAAUAAAAGUUCCUAUCUUUCUAUAUUAA